Molecule: messenger RNA, 1707 nt
Organism: Nematolebias whitei (Rio pearlfish)
Lineage: Eukaryota; Metazoa; Chordata; Actinopteri; Cyprinodontiformes; Rivulidae
Gene: micu1
Product: mitochondrial calcium uptake 1
Exons: 14
Coding region: 129-1607 (492 amino acids)
Biological process (GO): mitochondrial calcium ion homeostasis; calcium import into the mitochondrion
Cellular component (GO): uniplex complex
Molecular function (GO): calcium ion binding
Source: RefSeq, a predicted model, not a curated record
GCUGCCUGGGUUGCUGUGGAACACGGAACUCACGUCAGAGUCGCUACAUCUCUGCACCGAGCCAGGCUGUUGACGUCUUGUGAACCCUAAUGCUUAUUUUGGACCGACCAGUGUUUUAGUUCUCAUUAAUGAUGUUUCGCUUGCGGGCGUUGUCCGCAGUUUCGGUGGGUUUAUCGCAGCUGUCCCGCCGUUACCACAAUGGGGCUGUGCGAGGGGCCGGACGGAGGAGGCUGAUGCUGGCUGCCCUGGCUGGGGUGACCGGUGUGUCUGCUAGUGCUGGAAUACUCUGGAAAAAAGCGUAUGCUGACGCGGGGCCUUCUGUUGGUCACUCGACGCAACCGGCCAGCGAGGAUGCCGUUUUUGGCAGAGAUUCAGAAACAGAGUCAGAGAAAUCGUUGGAGUCUAGCAGUGGAGAUGAAGAAGCAAAAGAUGAAGGUGAAGAGGGGAAAAAGAAGAAGCCCCGCUCAGGAUUCCGUGACCGCAAGGUGAUGGAGUACGAGAACAGAAUAAGGGCCUACUCGACUCCAGACAAGAUUUUCCGCUACUUCGCCACACUGAAGGUCAUCAACGAGCACGGCGAUGCUGAGGUUUAUAUGACACCCCAGGACUUCAUACGCUCCAUCACACCCAAUGAGAAACAGCCUGAGAAUCUUGGCCUGGAUCAGUUUAUUGUGAAGCGUUACGACGGGAAGGACUUCUGGCAGACGGAGAAAAUUGCCCAAGAGAGAGAGAAGUUUGCAGACGAGGACAGCAUAUUUUACACAUUAGGAGAAUGUGGUCUGAUCUCCUUCUCUGACUACAUCUUCCUCACCACGGUGCUGUCCACUCCCCAGAGGAACUUUGAGAUUGCCUUCAAGAUGUUUGAUCUGAACGGCGACGGAGAGGUGGACCUGGAAGAGUUUGAACAGGUACAGAGCAUCAUCCGGUCCCAGACCAGUAUGGGUAUGCGACACCGCGACCGCUCCACCACGGGAAACACCCUGAAGACGGCCGGCUGCAGCUCCGCUCUCACCACCUACUUUUUUGGACAGGACCUGAAGGGAAAACUCACUAUUGGCAGCUUCCUGGAGUUUCAGAGAAAACUGCAGCAUGACGUGCUCAAACUGGAGUUCGAGAGGAACGACCCCGUGGACGGCAGAAUCACAGAAAGACAAUUUGGGGGCAUGCUGCUGGCGUACAGCGGCGUCCAGUCUCGUAAACUCAAGCAGACGCAGAAGGGCUUAAAGAAGUUGUUUAAGGAUGCUCAGGGAAUCACUUUUGACGAGUUGGAGAACUUCUUUACGUUCUUAAAGAAUGUGAACGACGUGGACACAGCCCUGAGUUUCUACCACAUGGCAGGAGCCUCAAUAGACAAAGUUACCAUGAAGCAGGUGGCCCGCACUGUCGCCAAGGUGGAGCUGUCGGACCACGUGUGCGACGUGGUGUUCGCUCUGUUCGACUGCGACGGGAAUGGAGAGCUCAGUAACAAGGAGUUCAUAGCCAUCAUGAAGCAGCGGCUGAUGCGGGGGCUGGAGAAACCCAAGGACAUGGGCUUCACUCGGCUGGUGCGCGCCAUGUGGAAGUGCGCCCAGGACACCGCCUGGGACUUCGCUUCGCCCAAGACGUAAUGGGGACGGUCGACUUUCCUCGUUUGGGUGUGUGACGAAAAAGAGAAAAGGGGGGAGUUUUUUUUUUCCUGUACACAAUUAACGCAUUGACUUUAUUAAG